Molecule: messenger RNA, 1097 nt
Organism: Ceratina calcarata
Lineage: Eukaryota; Metazoa; Arthropoda; Insecta; Hymenoptera; Apidae
Product: nucleoside diphosphate-linked moiety X motif 8
Exons: 2
Coding region: 262-996 (244 amino acids)
Molecular function (GO): coenzyme A diphosphatase activity
Source: RefSeq, a predicted model, not a curated record
CUAAUUCAUGAUUCAUGCGUUCUAUAUGAAUCAGUGAAUGAAUUACAUACGUAUUUUUACAUUACAUAUUUAUAAGAGAAAAAAAGGGUAUCGUCCAAAGUCGAGUGAUCGGACAUCUAGUAGCCGUGGAUUAGAUCAUCAUGACAGUAGAACAUAUUGUUUGACAAGCUUCACGAAUUAUAAUCGACAUCUGAUAUUUCAAAUACGUUGGCCCUACGUUUAUUUAAUCACACAACGUGAGAAGCAUUCCGGAUCGCAUCAAUGAGUCUGCAUCCUCUGACAUUACGCUAUUUACAGCGUUGUUUUUCGUCACAACCCCAGCGAGGAUUGAGCGCGGUUCAUCUCGAGCUCUUGAAACCGGAAGUAGUCCUCAGCGAGAAAAAUCGUAAAUCAUUCGUCGAGAAAUUCAAGAGUCCGAAAACGACGCAGAUACAGGAGAACGUGAGCCAUGCAUCCGUUUUGGUGCCGCUUUGCAUGCACCAGGGCGAGCUGGGGUUCUUAUACACCCUCAGAUCGACGAAAAUAAAUUCAAAUCGCGGACAAGUCUCGUUUCCCGGCGGUAUGUACGACAAGGAAGAUCGCAACCUCGAAGAAACCGCGUUACGCGAAACCUGGGAGGAAUUGAAAAUUCCGCGAACGAAAAUCGACGUCUGGGCCGCGGGAAAUAUGAUCGACAAGCAGAAAAUAAAAGUCCUGCCCGUCUUCGGUUACAUCGGCGAGAUUAACCCGGAGAAACUCAACGUCAACAAGGAAGAAGUGGGCGAAGCGUUUUUCGUCAGUCUGAGAAAACUUUGCGAUCCCUCCUUGUGUCGAUAUACGCAAUUUCGCGAUGGUUACAGCCUGCCGGUUUAUUUGGGUGGUAAAUAUCGGGUUUGGGGGUUCACUGGAGCGAUAACGCACAUAGUUUUAAAUGUUCUCGUACCUGAUGUUUAUAAUCAGCAAUUAGUUUAUCUACGAAAUGUUACACCCGAAAAAGAAAUUAGUAUCAGUCGAUAGUGAGAUACGACGAUAUUUGCAUUUUACUUGUAUUUCAUUUUUCCUUCGAUCCCUGUGUAUAUGUUAUCGUUAAUAAAAAGAAAUUUUUGAAACGAUUUUCA